Hyalella azteca is the source of this 2889-nucleotide messenger RNA. RefSeq names its product probable glutamate receptor. Gene Ontology annotation, molecular function: glutamate-gated receptor activity. The record is from RefSeq and is a predicted model, not a curated record. Gene Ontology annotation, cellular component: membrane. Bases 27 to 1925 code for a protein of 632 amino acids. NCBI's taxonomy places the organism in Eukaryota, Metazoa, Arthropoda, Malacostraca, Amphipoda, Hyalellidae. The transcript has 15 exons.
AGCGGUUGAAUGAUAAGUUAUAAACGAUGGCCAUGCGAGCAGAACAUGUUUUUGGUGGCAAGCGUUGGUUGACACUAGCGCUUGUGCUCUCACUCACGACCUCAUCACUGGGGGGAGUGCUGGACACCAGGCUGGGGGUGGACUUCCUUGUUAAAUACGUCGAGUUCACAGACGUCCUCAACCUCAACUUCUUUGCGGCUCCCGGCGGUGCCUUGCUGGCGCCCAAUGCGGUGAAGCAGCUGAGCGCGAAGCGGAGGGUGGCGGUGUCAACGUUCGAAGUCGCCGACCACGUCGCCCUGACGAGUGCCGUCACCCGCGGUGCCCAGGCAGGCGUGCUCAACGCGGCAUACCUGGACACGCCUAGCGACUUGGAGCUGCUCAGAGAGGCGAGCAAUCAGGGGCCGCUGCUCAGGAGGUACCGAUGGCUGAUCCUCUGCCGCUCGGUCGCGGCUAUCAACACGACCUCCUCCAUCUACCUGCCUGUAGACAAUAAGGUUAUGUUUGUCGAGCAGACAUCCCCCAACUCGACCGUUCUGAAGCUCUACGACAUCUACCAGGCUACCAUGUUCACUAGCCAGCAGGUGCGAGCUGUUGGACAGUUCACGGCCACGGGCGGAUUAUCGAUGGCCAUGAAAGAUCCAGCGCAGAGCCGCACAAACUUCACCGGCCUCCACCUUCGCUGCGUCACGCUGCCUCAAGAGCCGUUCACUUACCUCGCUCCCGGACCUGAUGGCACCACCGUACUGCAGUCCGGCCACAUCGCCGACGUUUGGCGUAUCUUGCAAAACACGCUGGGCUUCACGUACACGUGCAGGCAACCCGCGGACAUGACUUUUGGCGUCCUCAGCAAUGGCGAGUGGGGAGGCAUGAUGCGCGCUCUGGUGGACGGCGAAGCAGACGUGAUCGUGGCGCCUCUCGACUACACCGUCGAGCGCGCCGCUGCCGUGGACUUCACCAUAGGCCUUCGCAACACAGCGACGCGGAUGGUGACGAAGAAGCGGGCAUUGAUGGACUCGACAUGGACGACGUUCACGCAGGAGUUCACGAAGGAAGCGUGGGGCGGCACUCUGGCUUUGGUGUUCCUCGCUCCGCCAUUCCUGGCCUUCAUCACGCAGCUCUCGCCCUCGGAGAAGGUUAAGAUAUCGUUGCGGGACGCUUACGUCAUCUCCGUGGGAGCGCUUGCUUUUCAGGGAGCAUCAGUGGAAACAACCAGCGGCGCCGGCCGUAUUGUGUUCAUCGUGAUAUUCCUGGGCACGCUGCUGACCUACUGCUACUACACGUCUGCCCUCACCGCGUCUCUCACGAUCGCCUCCACCACUCUGCCCGUCGAGUCGCUGCAAGACGUCGUCAACUCAGGCCACUACGACAUCGGCAUCAAGCUGGGCACUUCCAGACAGGGGGAGUUCCAGCAUUCUUUAACAUCGCCGUUCCGGGAAGCAUGGCAGCGCUUCAUCCAACCCAACCUCGGCCUCAUGCCCACAUCUCACCAAGAAGGCAUUGACAAGGUGGCAGAAGGCGGUUAUGUGUUUCUGCUCGACGAAAACGUCUUCGUGUACGAGUUCGGCAGCGACUGCCGAGUAACGCUCAUCCCGCCUCGCUACUUCGAGACUCCCACAGGCUUGGCUUUCUCACAAGGUUCCCCUUACGUCAAGAUCUUCAACCAGCUAAUUUUGCGGAUGCGCAAUGGCGGUAUUCUGGACCGAUCGUGGGAGCAGCUACAGCCCGCCAAGAAUCUCUGCGACAACAGCGACGUCAUAUCGCUUAAUCCCACACAGUUGUUCACGGCAUUCCUGCUGCUGAUGGUGGGAGCAGGCCUCGCAAUACUGAUGCUGCCUGUAGAAAAGUGGUACUGGAACAGAUAUGGAAAGAAGAAAGUUGAAGAGGAAAUUCAGCCGCCUAGUCUGUACUGGGGAACGUGGGGCUGAGGAGGGAAGUUACGUCACUGCUGCGAUUUCGUCAGUUAUUGAAGUCACCACAGCAACUUAUCGGCCUUUAAACUACACCGGAGUACUACUUGUCGAAAAGAAGUGGCAUGAGUUCCGGUAAAGCAACAUAAUUUUAAGGCUGUUGAGUCAUAAUUUUUAUAUUAUUUAUGUUCAUAGCAAGAUAUCUCUAUUGUUUCGAGUGGGUUGCAGCCAUUUAACCGAUGUGGCGACUCGGGUGUCAUUGGUGAUAAUUAGUACAACCUCUGCACUGCCAAGGCUGGCACUUCUACACUGCCAAGGCACUUAGCAUUAACAGCCACAAUGUUUUCUUUUCAUCUCAUGGACAUUGAAUGAAAACAUCACAAAGCAAUUACGGAUGUUGAAGUAGCGUAUGAUGUCUUCAGACGUAAUGUUGCUUCAAGAGCAGCCGGACGGAGAUCACGAACUGCGUCUUAGUAAACUAUGAGAAAAUGAUAUUUCUCAGAGGCAUUAGGGACACGGUGAAAGGCACUCGUGUAAUCUGAAGAAUUAUAUAUAGUUCCUUAUCAGAAAAAGUAGUUAGUAAUCUAACAUAUAUUUUUCAGUCGACUAUUGAAACUUUAGAUCACGAGAAACCACUACUAAAUUACCAGUAGUUGUCUUUCUGAAGUUAAUUAAGGAAAUUGAUAAAAGGGUGAAUUUCAGGGGAGUUUUCCAUAAAACUUCUGAAGGCAGACAUAGUACCGUCACGCUGUACUGUCAUGUUUUCGAUACAAUUUUAUAGGAGUUCAUAAGGACCGCUCAAUAUGUUGUUAUUGACGAAGCGUACUAAUUAUGUAACUGCUAGGCCUUCUCGUGUAGCGGUAAUAUAAUGUAUGUAAUCAGCCAAUCAUCAUCGGACCGCUCGCCACACAAUAACCAUUUUCUUUAGCAAUAAGUACGACAUCAUAUUCAGAAAGCACCAAACUACAAUUAAGAAAUUGUU